AAAACCAAUGUUUUAGUUUAUGGUGACAAAGUAAGCUUUCAAAAAAUGGUGGCACCCAUUGCUGUUUCUUCUCCAAAGUCCACACUUUUGCAGAAUCCCAUCUAUUUGGGCGACUCAAGUUCAAGUUUUGUUGGUGGGUCUUUAAAGGGUCUUUGUUUGCAUCUUAAACCAAAGCAACAAAGAAGAGAUUUAACCAAUUUGGCUGUGGCUUCAGCUGGUUCUACUGUCACAACCAGUAAUGCUAGUAGUGGAAGAUUUUACUUCAAUUUCACUGGGUUUCCUUUCCCAUUGGGUCCUUUCCUCAACAGGCGCACUAUUAGGACUGAGGCUGUGAAGGGCUGUAUAUGGCUAUUUGAACAAGAACAAGCAUUAGGCUUCAGCAGUGUUUCAACAAACAUCAGAAUGACAGUUAUCAAACUCAAAUCCGGGGGGUUAUGGGUCCAUGCACCCAUAGCUCCAACUGAUGAGUGUAUUCAGCUUAUUAAGGAGUUAGGGGCUCCUGUUGAAUACAUUGUUCUCCCUACUUUUGCUUAUGAGCAUAAAGUAUUUGUUGGUCCAUUUUCUAGAAAGUUUCCCCUUGCUCAAGUAUGGGUGGCACCAAGGCAAUGGAGUUGGCCAUUGAACUUACCAUUGGAAUUCUUUGGCGUUUUUCGUGCUAAAACCUUGAAAGACGAAGAUUUAUCCACUCCUUGGGCUGCUGAAAUAGAACAAAAGAUUCUAAGCUCUCCAGAAGUUGGAAUUGGACCCUAUGUGGAGGUAGCUUUCUACCACAAGCCUUCAAAAACACUAUUCGUGACAGAUGCUGUUAUUUUUGUACCAAGACAGCCACCUGAGUGUAUUAGCAAAGAGUCCCUGCUAGCAUCGGCAAAAAAUGGUUUGGCUGUAAAAAUUCUUAGUAAAGGAAAGGAGGUACCUGAUGAACCAGUAGUUGACAACAUAAGGAACCGGCAAAAAGGAUGGGAAAGAAUGGUUCUACAAAUCUUGUUUCUUGGUCCAUCAAAUCUUUUAGAGCCUAAUGCUAGCUUUGCACAGAUGUCACAGAAGUUGAUUGUUUCACCUAUUGUGAAAACACUAGUUUUCAGCAAAGUUCCUGAAAAGGUGAGAGAUUGGGUUGAUAGCAUUUCACGAGAUUGGAAGUUCAAGAGAAUCAUCCCUGCUCACUUUGCUGCUCCAAUAAAUGCAAGUAGGUCUGAUUUCAGAGCUGCAUUUGCAUUUUUGGACGAGUUUUUGGGCGAUCGUUACACAUCAUGGCCAUCACUCUCCCUUCUCUUCUCAUCAAUCAUGGGAAAGGCAGCCAGCUAUUUUCCUCCAGAUGACAUGAGGACUUUAUCAUCCCUUGACCAGUUUUUGGUUUCAGUUGGAGCUGUGAAGAAAACUGUUUCAGGCCGGAAACGGUGAGAAGGAGAUGCAUCACAACUUGGCAUCCCAAUACUUGUUAACUUUGCAAAUGUUAAAAAAUACGAAUAAUUUUGUUACCUUAGGAGCUUCAUUCUUAAGGAAGAUGUAAAUGUUUCUUAUUGGAAUAUACACAUAUGUAUGUAUGUCGUGAAAGCAAGGAAUAUGUUUUGCAUGGAAAGAUCUUCAUGACACAAGUUAGGAAAAGUACUGUGUU
This is a messenger RNA of Abrus precatorius (Indian licorice), 1612 nucleotides long. RefSeq lists its product as uncharacterized. Bases 46 to 1398 code for a protein of 450 amino acids. Lineage: Eukaryota; Viridiplantae; Streptophyta; Magnoliopsida; Fabales; Fabaceae. The transcript is spliced from 6 exons. The record is from RefSeq and is a predicted model, not a curated record.